AUGUUGCGCCAACUACUUCCCCGUUGCGGGAGGGCAUUCAGAGCUCCCACAGCUCGCCAAUUAUUGCCUCUCCGUGCGGUUCAAGCGGCAAGAUGCUACAGCAUUAAACCUGAGGCGGCUUCUACCUCAAAGCCCGUCGGGAUUGACCCCUCGAGGCUCACCAUCACCAAGACGACGACCCCGAAGACGCCCAGCGAUCCCGCAACUCUUGUGUUUGGCAGAGAGUUCACAGACCACAUGCUCACCAUCGAAUGGACACGACAAGAUGGCUGGCUCCCACCCCAAAUAGCACCGUAUCAGAACCUCUCCCUCGACCCGGCAACCUGCGUAUUCCACUACGCCUUCGAGUGCUUCGAGGGCCUGAAAGCCUACAAGGACAAAUCCGGCAACGUGCGCCUCUUCCGGCCUGACAAGAAUAUGCAGCGCUUCAACAAGUCCGCGGCGCGCAUCGCGCUGCCCACCUUCGAGCCCACUGCCCUCAUUGACCUCAUGUCCAAGUUCACCAAGCUCGAGGAGCGCUUCAUCCCCAACCAGCGCGGCUACUCGCUCUACCUGCGCCCGACCAUGAUCGGCACCCAAAAGACGAUUGGCGUGGGCGCCCCGGGAUCCGCCCUGCUGUACAUCAUUGCGAGUCCCGUCGGCCCUUACUACCCGACGGGCUUCAAGGCCGUGUCGCUCGAGGCGACCAACUACGCCGUGCGUGCGUGGCCCGGUGGUGUUGGGGACAAGAAGUUGGGGGCCAACUAUGCGCCAUGCAUUGUGCCGCAGCUCGAGGCCGGGAGUCGCGGAUUCCAGCAGAAUUUGUGGUUGUUUGGCGAGGAGGAGUACGUCACCGAAGUCGGUACGAUGAACAUGUUCGUGGCUAUCAAGAACAAGGAGACGGGGCAGAAGGAGCUGAUCACCGCCCCGCUUGACGGCACCAUUCUGGCCGGCAUUACCAGGGACUCGAUAUUGAGCCUUGCGCGGGAGAAGCUCGCGCCUGAGGGCUGGGCCGUUGUGGAGCGCAAGUACACGAUGAAGGAGCUGGAUGAGGCAUCGCAAGAAGGCCGUCUAAUGGAGGCAUUUGGCUCUGGCACUGCCGCUAUUGUGAGCCCCGUGAGGAAGAUCAGCUGGAAGGGCAAGCUGGUGGACUGCGGGCUGAACGAGCUCGAGGAGUCGGGCGAAAUUGCAUUGAGGAUGAAGGGCUGGAUGGAGGCGAGGCAGUAUGGUGAUGAGGAGCAUGCCUGGAGUUAUGUCUGCUAG
Messenger RNA from Pseudomassariella vexata, 1242 nucleotides. RefSeq names its product aminotransferase. The transcript is spliced from 2 exons. NCBI's taxonomy places the organism in Eukaryota, Fungi, Ascomycota, Sordariomycetes, Amphisphaeriales, Pseudomassariaceae. Gene Ontology annotation, molecular function: branched-chain-amino-acid:2-oxoglutarate transaminase activity. The coding region runs from base 1 to 1242 and encodes 413 amino acids. Gene Ontology annotation, biological process: L-valine biosynthetic process; L-leucine biosynthetic process. The record is from RefSeq and is a predicted model, not a curated record. Gene Ontology annotation, cellular component: mitochondrion.